Perognathus longimembris pacificus (Pacific pocket mouse) is the source of this 2832-nucleotide messenger RNA. RefSeq names its product ankyrin repeat and MYND domain containing 1 (gene Ankmy1). Bases 3 to 2816 code for a protein of 937 amino acids. The transcript is spliced from 18 exons. Gene Ontology annotation, molecular function: protein binding. The record is from RefSeq and is a predicted model, not a curated record. NCBI's taxonomy places the organism in Eukaryota, Metazoa, Chordata, Mammalia, Rodentia, Heteromyidae.
ACAUGGACGGCGGCCCUACCUCCGUCAGCCUCGACCGCGAAGCCCGGCCCGAGGGGCCGGAGGGGCCGGGUGGCCGGCCCGCGGCAGCCAAGGCCCUGGAGCCUCUGCACGGCGGCGCGUUCCUCCGCGGAAGGGACAGGCCAGUGACCCCAGGGGAGGAAGGCGAGGAGUCGGAGGUCCCCCUGCAGGAGGAGGACCUGAAGAGGAACUAUAUCGAGCUCAUCCAAGGCAUGCAGGAGUGGCAGGACGGCUGUGUCUACCGAGGGGAGUUCGGGCUCGACAUGAAGCUUGGAUAUGGAGAGUUCUCUUGGCCCACAGGCGAGGCCUACAGGGGGCAGUUUUACCGGGACCACUGUCAUGGCAUGGGUACUUACAUGUGGCCGGAUGGCUCCAGUUUCACCGGCAUGUUUUACCUCAGCCAACGAGAAGGCUACGGCACCAUGUACAUGAAGUCAAGGCUCUUCCAGGGGCUGUACAAAGCUGACGAAAGGUUCGGGCCUGGCUUUGAGACCUACCCUGAUGGUUGUCAAGAUGUCGGCCUGUGGUUCCGUGAACACCUCAUCAAAUUGUGCAUGGACACGCCCAGCACCUUCUCCCUGCUCAGCUACCCAGAGUUCUCAGCCUUCCUCACGCAGUCUCAGGAAAGAAUUAGUCUCUCUCAGGAGGAGGAGACAGUGGAGUGGGGUCCACCAGAGGAGCAGGACCCCUUCUUCUAUGAGUACAAGCGGCUUCUUCUGAAUGAUGACCUCACCCUGCCUCCAGAAAUGCACAUCUACUCAACCGAUAACCAGCACCUGCCCAUGACAGGCUCUCUCCGCAAAGAACUGGAUGCCCAGGUCUUCGUUAAUGAAAUCCCUCCAUUCGUCGAUGAUGGAGAACCCUGGUUCAUACAAAAUCAAACACCUCUGUUGAUCAAAAUCCAGAAGCAUACAUACAGGUUCAGGAAUAAGAAGGCACAUAGCAGCUGGAGCAUGGACGCCAUCCUCCAGGGGAACCGCAGCGGCUUUGCACGCAGAGGCCCCAAGGAGCUGCUUUCCAGGGAGAUGAUCCUGAGGGCGGAGGCUGGCGACCGAGACUGGGUCUACGGGAUCCUGAAGGACAACCUUGUCUGCAUGGACGUGGCCGACUCCAAGGGCUACACGGUGCUGGCGGCGGCUGCUGUGCAUUCUCAUCAUGACAUUGUCAGUCUGCUCCUGGACUUCGGGGCCGACGUGAACAAGCGCUCAGACGAGGGCCUCACUCCGCUCAGCAUGUGCUUCCUCCUCUACUACCCCAGCAAGUCCUUCAAACCCAACAUUGCAGAGAGGACCAUGCCACAGGUCAGCUCCCCCCCACCCCACCCCGUUGCCCCUAACAUGAGCACCCUGUACAGCACCGAGACAAACUUCGAGUCCUCCCAGUGUGUGCACAACUACACCAUCAAGCUGUCCAAGGACAUCCUGGAGAGGAGCGCCAAGGCCUACAGCAUGCUGCAGGCCCCCUCCUUCCCCGACAAAGGGACCGUGAGGAAAAUGGCGCAGUCCAUGCUGGAGCACCGGAGCCUGUGGAGGACCAUCCAGCUGCUGCUGUGCCGCGGGGCGGACCCCAACCUGUGCAGCGUGCCCAUGCAGGCCCUGUUCUUGGCUGUGAAGGCCGGGGACGUGGACGGGGUGAGGCUGCUUCUGGAGAGCGGGGCCAGGACUGACAUCCAGUUCCCGCCUCAGCUGCGGUCCCUGACCCCACUCCACAUUGCGGCUGCCCUUCCCGGGGAGGAAGGUGUCAAGAUCACCCAGCUGCUGCUCCAUGCCAUCACCAACGUGGACGCCAAGGCAGCCGACGAGGACGAGGUGUACAACGCCAGCAAGGUGGACCUCCUGCCCUCCAGCCUGAAGCUCAACAAUGAGCUGGGCCCCCCCAGCUGGUACUACACGGCGGCCACGGUGAGUGUCCCCGAGGAGGGCGGCCGGACAGCUCUGCACGUGGCCUGUGAGCGCGAGGACAACCGGAAGUGUGCCAGGGACGUGGUCCGCCUCCUCCUCACUCACAGAGCGAAUCCGAACUUGCUGUGGAGUGGCCACUCCCCGCUCUCCCUGUCCAUUGCCAGCGGGAACGACCUGGUCGUGAAGGAACUCCUGUCCAAGGGAGCGGACCCCAACCUGCCUUUGACCAGAGGCUUGGGCAAUGCCUUGUGUGUCAUCUGUGAUUUGGCCUAUGAGAACCAGAGGAGCACAGACAACAAGAUAGCCCUGAUCGACCGGCUCCUUAACAGCGGGGCGGACAUCCUGAAGCCCGUGACGCUCACCCAGGGGGAGAAGACGGCAGUGGGCACCGUGGUGGACUACGGCUACUUCAAAUUCUACCAGGACCGGAAGAUCGCACACUGCCCCUUCCACGCGCUGAUGCCUGCGGAACGCGAGACCUUUCUGGCCCGGAAGAGGCUGCUGGAGUACAUGGGCAUGCAGCUGCGGCUCGCCGUCUUCGCCAAGGAGGGCCAGUGGGAUGCCAGGGAGAUGUACCUGGCCAAGAGAGCGGAUAUGACCCCUAGCCACCGCCUGAAGAAGAAGAGCCUGCCCAAGUCCCUGUCUGUGGAGAAGAAGGACCCCCUUCCCUUCUUCAAGUUCUGCUACCAGUGCGGCCGUUCGGUCGGGGUCCGCCUCACGCCCUGCACCCGGUGCUAUGGGAUGCUGACCUGCAGCAAGUACUGCAAGACCAGGGCCUGGACGGAGUUCCACAGGAAGGACUGCGGCGAGCUGUCGGCCAUGUGGAAGAUGUGCGGACCCCAGAUUCCCAGGAGACGGAAGCACCGCCAGGCGGCGUCUAGAAGGCUGCGGUUCUGACCCCCUCCGCUCAACC